This is a messenger RNA of Labeo rohita (rohu), 1045 nucleotides long. RefSeq names its product EF-hand calcium-binding domain-containing protein 4B-like. Gene Ontology annotation, molecular function: GTPase activity; GTP binding. The coding region runs from base 98 to 814 and encodes 238 amino acids. NCBI's taxonomy places the organism in Eukaryota, Metazoa, Chordata, Actinopteri, Cypriniformes, Cyprinidae. The transcript is spliced from 8 exons. The record is from RefSeq and is a predicted model, not a curated record.
UGUUCCUCAGACAUCUCAAGUGACCGACCGUUUGCAGAGGAAGGAAUCCAUACUGGGAAACUAUUUUCCAACAAGGAAAUCAGCAAAGAGGCAGCUGAUGGAAAACCCAAAUGAAGACCCUGAGGAUUCAGACAGCUCGCUAACAGAUUCAAGUCCGAAAAGACUCUCUAUAGCUGAAGUGACAGAAGACGAAACCACCUACCAGUCUGAUAAAACCAUGGGCAUAUCUUGUGACCCACAGCGUGUGUUUAAGGUGGUGUUUUUGGGAAACUCCGCCGUGGGAAAGAGCUCGUUCAUCCAUCACUACUGCAGUGGUCACUUCCCCAAUGCCUUAGCCUCAACUGUGGGAAUGGAUUUUCAGGUCAGGAGCGUAACGGUUGAUUCAACACCAGUCGCUCUGCAGCUGUGGGACACCGCAGGGCAGGAGAGGUUCCACAGCGUCACGCAGCAGUAUUUUCGCAGGGCGGAUGGAAUCAUCGCUAUGUAUGACGUCACGCAUGAGGCGUCAUUCACGGCUGUCCGUCAUUGGUUGGAUCAGGUGCAGGAAAAGAUGGCUGAGGGGGCGUGUCUGAUGUUGCUAGGCAAUAAGACAGACCUGGCGACCGCAGACAGGAGGGAGGUGACUAGAGCACAAGGCCGCAGACUGGCAGAGCAGUACCAGGCGGAGUUCUAUGAAUGCAGUGCUAAGAGUGGACAACAGGUGGAGGAGGCCAUGAUCCACCUGACCAGGUUACUUGCCUCACAGCAAGACAAGCAGUGUGAGUCUGCGCUCCAUCUGGAUGCCUCUGCCAACAGAGGCCGCUGCUGUAAAUAAAUGGAGCGUCACUACAGAAUUCAGCGACGACUUGGCUCAUGAAUAUUAAUUACGUUACUUGACGCUCAAAGGAUUUAUGAAACAAUCUAGGAAUGUUCAUAAUAUCAUUGUAUCAUUGUACACACUUAACCUGGCAAUCUGUUAUACAAAUAUGUGUGGUACACAGUCUUUUCUAUACUCAAAUGCACUACCAGUCAAAAGUUUUUGAACAGUAAGAUUUUUAAUGUUUUU